Molecule: messenger RNA, 2223 nt
Organism: Hyaloperonospora brassicae
Lineage: Eukaryota; Oomycota; Peronosporomycetes; Peronosporales; Peronosporaceae
Source: the annotation of a GenBank genome assembly
AUGUCCGCAGCCGCUCCGUCGCCGUCCAGUGGCUGCCGACCGAAGCGACAGUCGUUCGCUCGGGUCCGAAGGCGAUCGCGUGCAGCAGCGCCAGCAGUCGGUGGUGCUCCCCCACCUCUCAGCGCUGACGGACACUCGAGGAAGCGACGCGUGGCCCGCACCAAUGGACCAGCAACGCGGACAAGAGGCGACGUCCCUCACGUUUUCACGAUGCAGCGCGCUCGCGUGGCUCUGGGCGCGUUCAUGCAGCAGCUUAGUGUGGACGUGUUCUUUGUGAUGAUUGUGCUGUGCCACGGGGCCGUUGCGGCCGUGCAGCUCACGAUGGCGGACGACACGUUGACGCUGUACAAAUUUGCAAUGGACGUGGCGGAGGUUACGCUGGGAUCGAUUUUGCUGCUGGAGAUUGCACUGCGCGUGUGUGCCUACGGACGGCACUGCAUGAGAGACGUGGGUGUGCAGGUGGACGCAGUGGUGAAUGUCGUUGGCGUUGUGCUGGGCGUUGUGGCUGUCGCGGGAACGACGUCGACGCUGAUGGUCAAGCUUUUGCGAGGGAGAGGAGUUGUACGAGUGUGGAGGGUCUUGGUCGUGCUUGACCGAGUGAAGCAGAGGUCAAGGUCGAUGAACCUCACGCACUUGCACAAGGGGGAUACCACGUCACCCGUAGAGCACGUGUUGAUGGUCCUGAACGAACUGCGAUUCCAUCCUGCGAUCCAGCCGUCGUUGAGAGCUGGACUGGACUUUGCUAUCGACGCGAUCAAAAACAACAGGUUGUACGAAGCGAAUGAGGAACUACUUGACGUGGAAGCAGUUGACAAGGACAGGCGAAAUUGGCGGCGUGGGGACACACUGGAAGGAAAUGACUUGAGCAUGGGAUUGCGUGAACGUGGGAUCGAGAACGAGUUAGGCAGUCCGACUCGAAAGCGUCUACGCUCAUUGACGGGAAGCUCGUGCUCGGACGUAGAUCCAUUAGACUACGAUGUCAGCUCUGGCAGUAGCGCCGCUGCACGAUCAAGGUCUGAGUCGCUCCACAGAUAUCACGAACAACACUCGCUUGUGUGUGGCAAUCGAGGCGCGACGAUGCGCGACUUUCUUCCAUCGUUAGACUCUGCUUCUGAGUUUGAAUUGCAAAACUUGCUGCAAGACGUGAACUCGUGGGACUUUGACGUUUUCCGGGUGCAUGUUGUUUCCGGUGGGAACGCGCUGUGCUGCAUUGGGUAUCACCUGCUUGGGAGCACGCCGUGUGAGGCACUGAACAUUGAGAGCGACGUGCUUGUGAAUUUUCUGCUAGAGAUCCAACGAGGCUACGUGUCCGCGAACCCGUAUCACAAUGCCAUUCACGCAGCUGAUGUCAUGCAGACUGUUCAUUUCUUCCUCAUUCAGCCCGAGCUCGCACCGUUUUUGCGUCCACUGGAUCGCGCGUUGUCGCUCAUUGCUGCAGGUGUGCAUGACUUCAUGCAUGACGGCUUCAACAAUAGUUUCCACAUUUCCACGGCAUCGGAGCUCGCGCUGCGCUACAACGACCACGCAGUGCUGGAAAACUACCACGUCGCACAAUCUUUCUUGGUCAUGAAAAAGUCGGAGCUCAACGUGUUUGGCCAACUCGCGCCGGAUGACUUCAAGUACGCGCGCGACAUGGUGAUUCAGAUGGUGUUGGCAACGGACAUGGCAAAGCAUUUUGAGGACGUGGCGCUGUUCAAGACCAGUAUCUUAUCGGCGGCGCUCGAUGAAAGUGCUGUACUGGUCAAGAACGUGGGCGACAAAAAGUUGCUUCUCAAGAUGAUUCUUCACACUUGCGACGUGUCGAAUCCAGCGAAAGAGCGGAAGUUGAUGCUGCGCUGGACUGAUCGCGUGGUGGAAGAGUUUUUCAUUCAGGGCGAUAUGGAAAAGCAGCUGGGACUCCCAGUGUCACCGUUCAUGGAUCGAGACACCAUCGUGCUCCGAAAGAUGCAGGUUGGCUUUGCAGAUUUCAUCGUGUCUCCGCUUUUUAGUAUCUGGGCUCAGAUCUUGGUCAAUGUAAACACCGGCCCAUAUCGCCUUCUGCUCUCGAACCGCGAGUUCUGGGCAUCGCUGCCCGACGACUUCGACCCACACUUGAUCAAGGACAUGAUCCGAGACCGGCGGCUGCGCGACACGUUGACACAACAUAUGACUUCAAGAGAGCAACUUUCGCCGCGUUCGCGUUGCAGCAUCCCGAACAUAGUGCUCGGGACAGCUGACCGUUGA